AUGCUGAUCACUGUGUACUGUGUACGGAGGGACCUGUCUGAGGGAACCUUCUCCCUCCAGGUUAAUCCUGACUUUGAGCUCUGCAACUUCCGAGUCCUCUGUGAACUCGAAUCCGGAGUCCCUGCUGAAGAAAUCCAGAUCAUCUACAUGGAAAAACUUCUCACAGACGAGCACUGCUCCCUGGGCGCCUAUGGCCUCAAAGACGGCGACGUCGUAGUGUUAGUUCAGAAAGAUAAUAUGGGUCCUUGGUCUUCAGGACCGACUCCAAACCAGCCUCGCACGGAUUUCACUGCCUCUGCUGUGCCUGGAACGUCAAGCUCUCGUCCGCAGCACCCGCACCAGCCUCAGCACCAGCGCCCACCGUCAGCUCAGCAGUUCCACGGCUUGGCCUCUGGAGAGAAAAUGGCCCAUCCUCACAGUCUGGAUAACCCUGCCUUAAUUCGCAGCAUGCUGCUUUCCAACCCCCACGAUCUGUCCCUACUGAAGGAACGCAAUCCCUCUUUGGCGGAGGCCCUGCUCAGUGGAAACCUUGAGACGUUUUCUCAGGUGCUGAUGGAGCAGCAAAACGAACAGUUCUUGAGAGAGCAAGAAAGGUUGCGUCUCUAUAAUGCUGACCCAUUUGAUCAGGAAGCACAGGCCAGAAUAGAAGAAGAGAUCCGACAACAGAACAUCGAAGAAAACAUGAACAUAGCGAUGGAAGAGGCUCCUGAGAGUUUUGGACAAGUGGCCAUGCUCUAUAUUAACUGCAAAGUAAAUGGACAUCCCUUGAAGGCUUUUGUUGACUCUGGUGCACAGAUGACCAUCCUGAGUCAAGCUUGUGCUGAGAGAUGUAACAUCAUGAGGCUGGUGGACAGGCGGUGGGCUGGAGUCGCUAAAGGGGUAGGCACGCAGAGGAUCGUGGGCCGUAUUCACCUGGCUCAGAUUCAAAUUGAAGGUGAUUUCCUGCAGUGCUCUUUCUCCAUACUGGAAGAGCAGCCCAUGGACAUUCUUCUAGGACUAGACAUGCUCAGGAGGCAUCAGUGUUCCAUCGACUUGAAGAAGAACGUGCUGGUGAUUGGUACCACUGGCACACAGACUUCCUUCCUUCCUGAGGGAGAGCUACCUUUGUGUGCUAGGUUGGUAAGUGGUAUUGGGCAAGACGAGUCUUCAGACAAAGAAGCAACAAAUAAUAUUAAAUAUUCAGUCAAGGAUUCGGGACGGAAAAAGCGCUGA
Messenger RNA from Jaculus jaculus (lesser Egyptian jerboa), 1212 nucleotides. RefSeq names its product DNA damage inducible 1 homolog 1 (gene Ddi1). Lineage: Eukaryota; Metazoa; Chordata; Mammalia; Rodentia; Dipodidae. Gene Ontology annotation, molecular function: protein binding; aspartic-type endopeptidase activity. The record is from RefSeq and is a predicted model, not a curated record. Gene Ontology annotation, biological process: proteolysis. The transcript has a single exon. The coding region runs from base 1 to 1212 and encodes 403 amino acids.